Papilio machaon (common yellow swallowtail) is the source of this 1309-nucleotide messenger RNA. Its product is annotated as lipase 1-like. The transcript has a single exon. Gene Ontology annotation, molecular function: hydrolase activity, acting on ester bonds. The record is from RefSeq and is a predicted model, not a curated record. Gene Ontology annotation, biological process: lipid metabolic process. Bases 44 to 1231 code for a protein of 395 amino acids. Lineage: Eukaryota; Metazoa; Arthropoda; Insecta; Lepidoptera; Papilionidae.
UAAUGUGCUCCAAACAGUUUUCGUUCAGUUAUCUUUUAACAUUAUGUGGACUGGGACAUCGUUUGUUUUGUUAAGUUUUAUUUUAAUUAAUUGCUGCUCGUUCAGUUUCUCAGAUCGUCCAUUAAAUUUUGUUCAACUCGGUAACAAAUUUGGAUAUGACGUUGAAGAAAUCAUUGUCAUCACAGAAGAUGGGUAUAUAUUGAAAUUAUUUCACAUAUUAAAUAAAAAAAGAUUUAAAACACCAGUAUUAUUGAUGCAUGGCGUAAUUGAUUCCUCUGAUACUUGGAUCAUCAGGGGAAACACUUCCCUGGCUUUGACACUGGCUGCAAAAGGAUACGACGUUUGGGCGGGGAACUCCAGGGGAAAUAAAUACGCCAGGAAACAUAUUUAUCUAGAUCCUAACACAAACGACGAUUUCUGGGAUUUCUCCUUUCACGAAUCAGGAUUCUACGAUUUACCAGCAAUUAUAGAUACAGUUUUACACAUGACUGGUGAAAAAAAGAUAAAUGCGAUUGGUCAUUCACAAGGUAACACGAUUUUUUAUGUCCUGGGAUCGACUAGACCGGAGUACAAUGAUAAAAUCAAUGUAUUAAUAGCUUUAGCUCCUAUUUGCUUCUUGCAAAAUAUUCCACCACCCUUAAGCACCAUAAUUAAGGUGUCACCAGAGUUAGAUAAGCUCGCGAAAACCCUAAACGUGGUAGAAAUAUUAGGGGAUAAAUCUUUGGUUGUAAGUUUUCUCCGUACUUUUUGUCCGACACCAAUUGUUGGUUACAAAGUUUGUAUAUUAGGCCUAAUAUUUUCUACAGCUGGUAGUGAUGCUGAAGAAUUGGAACCCGGUUACGUGCGAACAUUUAUAGAUCAUUUUCCUGUUGGUACAUCAGUAAAAGAUUUGAUACACUUCGCUCAAGUGAGCCUUAGAAGGAAAUUCGCUAAUUACGACUAUGGUAUUGAAGGUAAUUUGCAGAUGUACAAUUUAACAGAACCUCCAGAAUAUAAUCUAAGUGCAAUAACUAUGAGAGUAGCUUUAUUAUAUGGGGCUAAUGAUAAAUUAUCAACUGUUGAAGACGUUGCUAUACUUAGAGGAAAAUUGCCUAACGUUAUCAAAUAUUUAUUAAUUCCACGGAAAAUGAUGAACCAUAUAGAUUUUAUUUCCGGUCGAAAUAUGGAAGAUUAUUUAUUUCCGUACAUUUUUGACACUUUAAAUGCUACUGAUAAUAAUGUAAAUCCAUAAUUGUGAUAAUAUUUUUCACAGAAUAUCCGAUUUAUUUGUAGCAACAUUAUUCUAACGUCAGUGAAGCAAUAUGGCAAC